AUGUACGCGCAUAUAAUAUACCCUACCUCUCAUGCCAAUUUUCUUCCUCCAACUCAUCUCCAUGUCUCAAUCGCCAUGAAUGCAUGUCUAACACAUAUGAUUUGUGCAGGUUGCCUGACGUGCUGGUGCCCUUGCAUCACGUUCGGGAAGGUGGCGGAGAUCGUGGACAGGGGCUCGACGUCGUGCGGCACCAGCGGCGCGCUGUACGCGUUGCUGGGGUCGCUCACGGGGUGCCACUGGAUCUACUCCUGCACGUACAGGUCCAAGAUGCGCGCCCAGUACGCGCUCCCGGACGAUCCCUGCUGCGACUGCUGCGUCCACUUUUGCUGCGAGCCCUGCGGCCUCAUCCAGCAGUACAAGGAGCUCAAGGCCCGUGGAUACGACCCCGACAUCGGCUGGCACCUCAACCUUGAGCGCGGCAACGGCGGCACCGGUGCUGGCGGCGUCAACCCGCCCGGCAUGCAGGAGAUGGGCCGCUAG
This is a messenger RNA of Triticum turgidum subsp. durum (durum wheat), 480 nucleotides long. NCBI's taxonomy places the organism in Eukaryota, Viridiplantae, Streptophyta, Magnoliopsida, Poales, Poaceae. The record is from the annotation of a GenBank genome assembly.